Molecule: messenger RNA, 1923 nt
Organism: Abrus precatorius (Indian licorice)
Lineage: Eukaryota; Viridiplantae; Streptophyta; Magnoliopsida; Fabales; Fabaceae
Product: cation/calcium exchanger 1-like
Exons: 1
Coding region: 157-1917 (586 amino acids)
Biological process (GO): monoatomic cation transport; transmembrane transport
Cellular component (GO): membrane
Molecular function (GO): monoatomic cation transmembrane transporter activity
Source: RefSeq, a predicted model, not a curated record
AGAACUCUUAAAAGUUUUGAGAGUUAAAUUUCCUAUUUAUGUCUUCUUGCUCGCACUCCUUCUCUUUUUAGUACUGCCUCAUAUGGACACCAAUUCUAAGUUCUCACUUCACAUAUUGACACAACUACCGUAUCCUUAAAAAACUGCUCUUUCUAUAUGGCACCCUUUUUCUCCAAGUUCAAGCUUCAAUCAAGAAAACUCACUCUUGUCCUCAACUUGUGUUUCAUCAUUCUCCUCUUUCUUCUUCUAAAUGAUUAUCUUCACCCUUAUAACCCAAACUUUCAAGGCCAUUCUAAUGCCCCUCUUACAAUCUUCAACCGUGCAAGGUUGCUUAGAGAUAUUAGUGUUGAAGGCUGCACCAACCUACACAAUUAUUCAGAUUAUAGCUCUAAGUGCUUAUAUGUGAAAAACCAUCUUGAUUGCAGGUCAAAAGGGUACAUAAAUUAUCUUCAAAUAUUCUAUUGUAAUCUAGGAAAAUAUCCAAUUUCGGGACAGGUCCUUCUUGCCUUAUGGCUUGUGGUGUUGUUCUACCUAUUGGGUGACACAGCUUCAAACUACUUUUGCAACUCCUUGGAAGGUUUGUCCAGCAUCUUGAGGCUCUCUCCCACCAUUGCUGGAGUGACCCUUUUGUCUUUGGGAAAUGGGGCUCCUGAUUUUUUUGCUAGUGUUGUUUCUUUCACUGGAUCAUCCAACAAUGGUGCUGUUGGACUCAACAGCAUUUUGGGAGGGUCUUUCUUUGUGUCUUGUGCUGUCUUGGGGAUUAUAAGCAUUCUUGUUAGCCAAGACCAAUUUGCAGUUAAUAAAGUUAGUUUCAUUAGGGACACCCUUUUCUUCCUUUUCUCUCUUCUCAUCCUCCUUGUCAUCAUUUACAUUGGUACAAUUAACUUGUUGGGUUCAGUCUGCUAUGUUUGUAUCUACUUUCUUUAUGUGUGUGCUGUCUCUGCCACACACCUUAUCUAUGGAGAGGGCAAAAAUGAAAGGGGAUACUCAGUGUCUUCUGAUGAGUUACUAGAGACUAGCAUACCUUUGUUGGGGUGUGUUGAUGAUGAGAAGCAAAGUUUGGCAGAGAUAGUGAUUGUUGAAGAUAAGGAGGAAAAGCCAGAGAAUUUUGGUAAUAAUUCAUUAUUUGAUUGUGUUAGCUUGGGGAAGUUUGUACAAGUACUAGAUUUACCUCUUUGCUUACCAAGAAAGCUUACAAUACCAGUGGUGAGUGAGGAUAAAUGGUCAAAACCAUAUGCAGUUAUAUCUGUCACAUUAGCACCAGUUUUAUUAGCUGUUCUUUUCAAUACUCAAAGGGAAAAUGUAAGUUCAAGAAGCAAUGUAGUUAUCUACAUAAUAGCUGCUUUGAUUGGGAUAGUUUUGGGCAACAUGGCAUGCGUGACAACUGAGAGGUGUAGCCCGCCAAGAAAGUCUUUGUUUCCAUGGCUGGCAGGGGGUUUUGUAAUGAGUGUAACAUGGACUUAUAUAAUUGCUGAGGAGUUGGUUUCCCUCUUGGUUUCAAUAGGGAACAUCAUUGGUAUUAGUCCUUCAAUCCUUGGGUUAACUGUGCUAGCUUGGGGUAACUCACUUGGGGAUUUGAUAGCCAAUGGUGCCAUGGCUUUGAAUGGUGGGUCAGAUGGUGUCCAAAUGGCUAUAUCAGGGUGUUAUGCAGGUCCUAUGUUUAAUACUUUGAUGGGUUUGGGCUUGCCUCUUGUUCUCUCAGCAUGGUCUGAACAUCCAGACUCUUAUGUUAUUCCUAAGGAUCCUUCACUCUACGAAACAAUUUUGUUCUUGAUGGCUGGGGUGCUUUUGGCCCUCGUCAUAUUGCCAAAGAAGAAUAUGAGGCUGGAUAAAUCCUUAGGAGCAGCACUCUUGAGUGUAUACCUAUGCUUUUUGUUUAUAAGGUUAGCUAUGGCUAUUGGUGUUGUCAAAUUCUAAAGAUGU